Molecule: messenger RNA, 810 nt
Organism: Liolophura sinensis
Lineage: Eukaryota; Metazoa; Mollusca; Polyplacophora; Chitonida; Chitonidae
Exons: 1
Coding region: 1-810 (269 amino acids)
Source: RefSeq, a predicted model, not a curated record
AUGACAGUUGACAAGACAUCACAGAUGAACAUAACACUUGACAAAACAUCACAGAUGAACAUGACAGUUGGCAAGACAUCACAGGUGAACAUGACAGUUGACAAGACAUCACAGGUGAACAUGACAGUUGAUAAGACAUCACCAGUGGACAUGACAGUUGACAAGACAUCACAGGUGAACAUGACAGUUGACAAGACAUCACAGGUGGACAUGGCAGUUGACAAGACAUCACAGGUGAACAUGACAGUUGACAAGACAUCACAGGUGAAUAUGACAGUUGACAAGACAUCACAGGUGAACAUGACAGUUGACAAGACAUCACAGGUGAACAUGACAGUUGGCAAGACAUCACAGGUGAACAUGACAGUUGACAAGACAUCACAGGUGGACAUGACAGUUGACAAGACAUCACAGGUGAACAUGACAGUUGACAAGACAUCACAGGUGAACAUGACAGUUGACAAGACAUCACAGGUGGACAUGACAGUUGACAAGACAUCACAGGUGAACAUGACAGUUGACAAGACAUCACAGGUGAACAUGACAGUUGACAAGACAUCACAGGUGGACAUGACAGUUGAUAAGACAUCACAGGUGAACAUGACAGUUGACAAGACAUCACAGGUGAACACAAGAGUUGACAAGACAUCACAGGUGGACAUGACAGUUGACAAGACAAAUCAGGUGAACAUGACAGCUGACAAGACAUCACAGGUGAACAUGACAGUUGGCAAGACAUCACAGGUGAAAAUGACAAUUGACAAGAUAUCACAAGUGAAGCUGGCAGUUUACAACAUGCAGGGCACUUAA